AUGUGGACCUUAAAAUUGAGAAGCGUCACCGCUGCGUACCACCCACAGACUAAUGGGUUGGACGAAAAGACCAACCACAACAUCAAGAGAGCUUUGAUGAAGUUGGUGAAUGAGCAGCAGAACAACUGGGACACAUUCCUUGAUGCCACACUGUUCUCUUUGAGGUCAAAGGUGCACACCUCAACCAAACACACCCCAUUCCAGUUGAUGUAUGGGCGGGAGGCUGUGUUCCCCUCAGAGGUGCCUGUAGAUUAUCCUUGCAGCAGGAGACAAUCAUGGCACUUUCUUGACCCACCAAUCGAAAACAAGUGGAGGAAAAAUCAAGAGGCUUUUGGAGGAUUUGAAGAAGGGAAAAAUAGCAGAUUCACCAGGACACUGCCAAAUGUGACAGCUACACACCAAUGGAACUUGAGAGUGAGAAGGCGCUUGACAUACAAACAGAACAGAGCAAUGAGGGUAUGCCCCAUUGUACAAAGAAGAGCUAAAUGA
Knipowitschia caucasica is the source of this 489-nucleotide messenger RNA. The record is from the annotation of a GenBank genome assembly. Lineage: Eukaryota; Metazoa; Chordata; Actinopteri; Gobiiformes; Gobiidae.